UAACGUGUUAUAUUGUUAUAUUAUCGAAUUGCACCUGUGUUUCAUAUAGUAGGAUUUCGUUGUAUACUGGCCUAGUUAAGAGAUUUUCAUAAUAGAAAUCAGCUGUUUUUCGUCAUGAACAGCUGAUUAAAAUAGAACGCGUGUUAUAUUACGACGUGCUGUGUGGAAAAUAGGUGGACAUUGAACGUUAUAUUGUAAUAGUCUCUACUGAGGGUAAAGUUACGGAACUAACGGAUCGUGUAUUCACAGUAUAUAUUAAACAUGGCAAUUGACAAAACAGUGGAAGUAUCACUAAGCCAUGUUGAUGCGGAACUUGGGGACGGGUCUGUGACUGGUGGCAACACUGACGAUCACCGUAGACCAGUGUCUCCUACACCACUUGGAGACAAAGCAGAGGCAGAGACACCAGAUGUCCAGGAAACCGCCAAGAAAGAUCCAGAAAGCAAUAAAAAUGAAGGUUUACCGAUAGAUCGAGGUUGGGCGUGGGUGGUGCUCGCUGGAGCUACUUUUUAUCUCAUCUUAUUUGGCGGAAUAAAGAAGAACUAUGGAAUCUUCUUCGUAGCCAUCCAGGAUAGGUUUGGAUCCACAGCCUCUCUGACAUCUUUUCUGACUACCAUGCAAAACCUUCUCAUGAGUUUCGCGUCCUUAGUCAACAUGACUGUAGGAAUGCAGUUCAUGUCAAACCGGAUGUCCAUUAUGCUAGGAGCUAUGAUUCUCACAAUAUCUCACAUCAUAUCAGCAAACGCCACAGAUAUAAGCAUGUUGUUUGUGUCAAUAGGAUUUAUAGAAGGGAUUGGAACAGCCUUAGUUCACCCACCAGUCACAGCCACAAUUGGAGAAUAUUUCCACAAAAGACGUGGACUGGCUAACGGUUUAGCAUUUAGUGGAGCUAGUUUUGGAAGUUUGAUAUUUGCUCCGAUCUUUUCAGCUUUGUUUGACGACUACGGUUAUUCUGGAACUUUUAUGAUAGUAGCCGGUAUGACAUUUAACAUGCUUGUGACUGGUGCUCUACUAAGGCCGAUUAAGUCGUUUGAAAGACACAAAUCGGCAGUCAAUCAAAAAGAUAAAAACACAAAGCAUAUCAAUGAAGUUGGUAAUACCAAAGAGUUUGUGGAACUUCUUCCAGUGAAAGAUAAUGCGUACAUAAUAGGCAGUUCAAACAGUGUUGAAAAUGGAGUACAGUCUGAAAGGAAUAAAACAGACAUGAUUCUGACGCAGUUGGUGUUAAAGAAGGAAAAUGGACACCUAGGUGGUGUUCUGCCAAACAAAUCAAUAUUGCAACUGCGGACAGGGGACGCUUCGUCAAAAAUAAAAAUUGUUCGUAGUGAUUCUUAUCAACAACAUUCGGAUACGAACACAAUGUCAGGCUCGCCGUUGUUACCUCGAAGUAGAGCUUGGUCUCUUGGUAACAGACAAGGAACAAAAACUGCUUCGCAAAAUUCACACACGGGGUUAUCACCCCUGAAUAAUAUUGUUGAGUCGUUGUCGCGGUCGCGAGUGGCGCUGUACUCCAGUGCCGAUGGUGUCUGUGGAUCUGUUAUUGACAUUCAGGAAAUGCCAUUGGAACGGUCUGAAGAAAACAAAAAUAAAGACACGAAAACAUCAUUCCUCGGUAAACUCAAGGCUUCAUUUGACGUAAAUCUGUUCAAAAGUCUUCUGUUUCCGGUGUUUUUACUUAUGGCGGCCAUGCUGGCGCCAGCAUCUUAUCUACUUCCGCUGUUUUUGGCGCCAUUAUCAAAAGAUAUUGGUCUUAGUGCAGAACAAACUGGAUUACUGAUGGCAAUUAUAGGUGGUGUAGGAAUGUCCUCUAGAAUCUUGUGUGCUUUGUUUGCUGACAGAAAAAUUGUGAAAUUGACUACACUGUUGGCCGUGGUAUCAACACUUGCUGGAGUAACUGUGCACUGCGCAAGAAUUUUCAAAACAUUCCCUUCUUUAGUUUUUAUGGCUGUAUUAUUAGGAUUAUGUUGUGAAAUCUACCAAUCGAUGUAUCCCGUGAUUCUCGUGGAGUACCUGACGUUACCCAAACUGAAGAGCUGUAUCGGGUUUACGCUACUGUGUCACGGUCUAGCCAUUGCAAUUACGUUUCCUGUUGUGGGUGCAUUAAGAGAUUCAACCGGAAAUUACUACGCCUCUUAUCACUUUUUGGGAACCAUGUCGUUUGUUGGAGCUCUCUUGGCAUUGUCUUUGCCACAUGUUCAUAAACGACAGCAAAUGGAAGUUGAAGUGUAACGAUUUUGUGUUCUGCUAGGAGAAAUUCUUAAGACAAUUCUGUGUAUAGACAACUGGAAACGGGAGUGAAAAUUUGAUGAAUUUAUGAAUCUAUUGUAAAUAUAUAUGUUCAUGACAGAUUUUACUUUGCUAUGUUUAUUACAUAUUUUGUGAG
Messenger RNA from Mercenaria mercenaria, 2383 nucleotides. Its product is annotated as monocarboxylate transporter 13-like. The record is from RefSeq and is a predicted model, not a curated record. Gene Ontology annotation, biological process: transmembrane transport; monocarboxylic acid transport. Gene Ontology annotation, molecular function: monocarboxylic acid transmembrane transporter activity. The transcript is spliced from 7 exons. The coding region runs from base 262 to 2229 and encodes 655 amino acids. NCBI's taxonomy places the organism in Eukaryota, Metazoa, Mollusca, Bivalvia, Venerida, Veneridae.